AUGCAUCACCACAACUAUCCCAAGGUUCCACGCCACUCAGUUGAGGAAGGCCUUCAGGCCCAAGGAGAGGCACAGGGCCCUGUGGGUGCACAGGGUGCCAGGGCUCGGGAGGGGGCAGCAGCUGCCCCUUCCUCUUCCACUUCUACUGCUUCACUUAAAUCAGAUCAGGGCUCCAGCAGGCGUGAAGAGGCAAGUCCAAGCACUUCUGAGGACCGUCCAGUUGCCAAGACCUUGAUUAGAGAAGGCAUAAAUGACAAGGUUGCUGAUUUGGUUCGUUUCCUGCUCCUUAAGUAUCGCACAAAGGAGCUGAUAACAAAGGAAGAAAUGCUGAAUGAUGUCAUCAAAGAUUACAGAGAUCACUUCUCUGAGAUCUUCAAGGAAGCAUCUGAGUGCAUGAAUCUAGUCUUUGGCAUUGAUGUGAAGGAAGUGGACCCUGAUGGUCACUCCUAUGACCUUGUCAUUGCCCUGGGCCUUACCUAUGAUGGGAUGCUGGAUGAUUACCAGAGCCUGCCCAAGACUGGCCUCCUGAUAAAUGUCCUGGGUGUGAUCUUCUUGGAGGGCAACUGUGCUGCAGAGGAGGUCAUCUGGGAAGUCCUGGGUGUGAUGGGGGUGCAGGCUGGGCAGGAGCACUCCAUCUAUGGGGAACCCCGGAAGCUGAUCACCCACGACUGGGUGCAGGAAGGUUACCUGGUGUACCGGCAGGUGCCCUUCAGUGAUCCUGUCCGCUAUGAGUUCCUGUGGGGUCCAAGGGUCUGUGCUGAAACCAGCAAGAUGAAAAUCCUGGAGUUUGUGGCCAAGGUCAAUGAUACCGUCCCCAGUGCCUUUCCUGUGUGGUAUGAAGAGGCUUUGAGAGAUGAGGAAGCAAGACGCCAAGCAAAAGUUGAAGUCAGACCCAGUUGGGGUGCCUGGCCCCGUGCACUCUGCAGGGCCACAACCAAAAGGCCCUGCCCCAAGUAA
Molecule: messenger RNA, 957 nt
Organism: Otolemur garnettii (small-eared galago)
Lineage: Eukaryota; Metazoa; Chordata; Mammalia; Primates; Galagidae
Product: melanoma-associated antigen 10-like
Exons: 2
Coding region: 1-957 (318 amino acids)
Biological process (GO): negative regulation of transcription by RNA polymerase II
Cellular component (GO): nucleus
Source: RefSeq, a predicted model, not a curated record